Molecule: messenger RNA, 672 nt
Organism: Seminavis robusta
Lineage: Eukaryota; Bacillariophyta; Bacillariophyceae; Naviculales; Naviculaceae
Source: the annotation of a GenBank genome assembly
AUGAUGAAAUCCAAUAAUUUCAUUGGCACUUUGACAGUCUACUGCUGCUUGGCGUCGCUGUUUCUCCUCAUCAGACAAGCGGAUGCAUCCUUUGCAAUAGCAGUUCCCAAUGGUGAAGAAGAAUGUUUCAGUAUUCGGGUGCUCACACCUUCCGUCAUCAGUGGAUCGUACGAUUGUCUGGAUGACGAUGUGGAUGGGACCAUGAUCAAAGUCUCGGUGAAGAACGAACAAACCAAAGAAAUCAAAUGGAAAUCUGGACCCGAACAAACCGAAGGCAUGUUUCGAUUGCACGUCGAUCCCGCUCGCUACGAGCUCUGUUUUCAAAGCGAAGUUCCCGAUGACGAUGAAGCGGCGCACGAUGCCACCGGGGUAGGAUUCGCCCUGCGAUGCAUCCCUCCUCCACGAACGUUGCCCGAAGGAGAAGAAGGACCCGAAGCCAAACGAGCCUUGCAAUUGGUCGAAAGCGCAUCCAAUAUCGACCAGGAUUGGCAAAACAUGUUGGAUCAUUACGAUUUCCUACGAACUAGAGAAUCCAAUCAUCGAGAAUUGAUCGAAGCCAUCUUUACCAGAUUAUGGAAAUGGACACUCAUAGAAGCCGUAUUGGUCGUUUUCAUGGCGUUUUUGCAAGUCAUGUAUUUGCGCAAAUUCUUUGAACAACGGAGAUAUCUUUAA